Molecule: messenger RNA, 2907 nt
Organism: Lytechinus pictus (painted urchin)
Lineage: Eukaryota; Metazoa; Echinodermata; Echinoidea; Temnopleuroida; Toxopneustidae
Product: partitioning defective 3 homolog
Exons: 4
Coding region: 1-630 (209 amino acids)
Biological process (GO): intracellular protein localization; establishment of centrosome localization; microtubule cytoskeleton organization
Cellular component (GO): apical junction complex; apical plasma membrane; adherens junction
Molecular function (GO): phosphatidylinositol binding
Source: RefSeq, a predicted model, not a curated record
AUGGGAAGAGGCAAGAGGAGGAGGAGGAGGAGGGUUGGGUUGAGGAUAAAAGGAUGCACUGAAUCAGGCAAAGUGGAGGGAGGGGGUAAGGGUGAUUGCUGCGAGUGUGAGAGUCCGGACUACUGGGUGCAAGUUCACAGUUUAGCGAGUCAGAACGAGGGCGGUAUACUUGAUAUUGAUGAUGUUGUCUCAGACGUAGCUGAUGACCGUGAAAAGUUGACCGCCCAUUUCGAGGAGCAAGAUCCGAACCGAGCGCAAGUGGUCAGCAACCACCUCUUGGGGGAUGGCACCAGCACCUGCGCCAGCUCGGUAGGCACCGCCAGCCCCAUCAACUUCUCCGAUAUGAACCACAUCAACAACAGCAACAACAAGAUCCACCACAUGCACCACAGCCACCACCACAACAACCUUCACAUGAACGGUACACUGGAAGAGGACAAUGAGAUGGAUGUCGUGGUGACUGGGGAGGAAUCAGGUUCUAAAUUGGUGGUGAGGAGAGGGAGUGAUCCUGUCAUAACGAGUAUGUUAUCCAAAUCAGAUGUCAACGGUGAGAACACGGUCAUGGACAAGAAUGCCAAUACUUUACCUGCUAAGGUAUGUUACUUGAUAUUUUCUUUUAUUAAAGGAUGAUAACAAUAUAUAUAUAGCAUUUAUGAGGCACCGGUUAUCUAGUUGCCUAUCAGUGACGCUCUCUAUACUACCCUGGCUUGAGCUGCUAAAGUUGCUUGGUGCUUUCAAGGAUUUAAUCCUGCUGGGGACUUUUUCACCUCACCUGGGUUGAGAGCAGCACAAUAUGGAUCAAUUUUGUUGCUGAAGAAAAUUAUGCCAUGGCUGGGUUUCGAUUUUGUGACCCAAAGGCAAAAACCUUCGGAACACAUUGCUCCACAUUUGGUAGCAAGCAACAACAACAACAGAAAGAAAGAAAGAAGAUGAUCCGGGCAAAAAGAGAAUGAAGAUAAGGGCAAACUAACACUUACGAGGCAAGGUAUACAUGUUGACCUCUGUAGCUCUCUUAAAAUAAAGAUGAGGAAAGAUAUAUAUCGAGGACAUCCAGCUUGCCGAGGAAGUGAUAGUAUAAUGAUGUUAUAGGCUGAGUCCACCCCCAGGGCUUGUGAUAACCCGAGGUGGUGAUGGCGAUCGUUCUGGGCAUCCACCUUAACUGCCCAGUCGCCUUAAUACUGACACUGGUUCAACAUCGAAAAAAAAAUCCAUUCCCUCCUGAGGGCAGCUAACAGUGAUGGUCCGUCCACCUUAAUAGGAAGUUGAUUUGAAAAAAAAAAAUAUAAUGCUGAGUUUUUAUAACAAUGUGGACCGUUUCAUAAAGAGUUGCCAUGGUAAUGGGGGCUCAGUAGCCAAUCAAAAUUGUAGUUGCGAUAAUGAAAAAAUUACAAAAGUUGUAAAUCCUUUAUGAAACGGAGGGGAGGGCAGAUGUGAAAUGAGACAGUUAUGACAUCAUAAGUUUCACUUCAUUUCACUAAAAUAGUCAUAAAAAUAUGCACAACAUUGAUGAUGAUAAUUUAUGAGAAAGCUGAUGAUGUCACUCACUCACCAUAACCCUCUUUUAAAACAAGGCAUUUUUUUCUGAUAUUACACCAUUUCAUCAUAUAUAAUGGUGUGUUGGCUCAGUUGGUAGAGCUUUUGUCUCAUGACUGGGAAGGUCGAGAGUUCAAGCCCCAGCUGUGUCAGACCAAACGACUUGAAAAGAUAGGAGUUGCUGCUUCCCUGUUUGGCAUUCAGCAAUUCAAGGGAUAGAGCCUUGUCGAUUUGGCGCUGCACAGUGGUCCACAAUCAAUGAGGCAAAAAGAUGUUUCGGAGCAUUUCUUUUUUCAGAUUUUCAUUGAGAACAAUAUAAUAUGGAUUUUCAUUUCAUUUUCAUGUCUGAAAUGCCAAAUGCUUCAAUUUUAGUCAAAUUUAUUGUGAGACAGCUCUUGAUUGAGUUGUAACAUGUUACAAUAAUAAUGAUUGCAUGUGGUCAAGGUGGGAUCAAUUUGUCUUUACUGCCUCUGCCAUUGGAAGUCUAAAAGAAAGCCAUACUAUACAUGUACAGGGAUAUAUUUGACAUUGCACUGUAGUACACAACAUGUUUGUACAUAUAUGCAGCUUUUUUGUAGCUGGGACGGGACUUGAGAAAUCAAUAUUAUGAAUUACAACUAGCAAACAAGCAGCUCAGUUGAUUUAAGAACCCCCCAGUGGCUCGAGGGCUUGAUAAAUUACAUUUUAAUAUCCCUUAAUUUGUAAGGCAAUUGUGGACGCGGCCUCAAUGCCUGAUUGUAAAUGCAGAGUACGGUGUCAGAUGCUAAAUGAUGCUUCCUGCAGAGUGCCAUUCAUUCUGAAGGUGCGAUUUGAACGAUGGCAUUUGAAUUAUGGAUUUUUAUUCAUGCCUUCAUCCCUAAUUCAUUCAUUCAUUCAUUUCCAAUCGCAAUGAUGGAAUUAUAAUUGCAAUAAGGAGAUGAAACAUGUGAUGCCUGUAUGUGAGUACCCUAUUAGUCAAACAUGUAGAAAGAGCCUGUAAAGUCAGUCUAGUCAAUGUAAAGUGGGGUAGCUUUAAUAUGAUAACCGUCAUUUAUGUUAUAGAUAUUUAAAGAUCUUUGAUUGACCAUCAAUGUAUUUUCAUGAGUCAAUAUGUAUUGUAGGUCUACAUAAUUAAAUAAAAAUGUAAUUUGCCUUUUAUAUAGAAAAGGAAAUAUUUUGUGAUUUUUGAUGUUUGAAAGUGUUUGGAAGACUGUUCAAGGUCAUUUGCCUGUAUUAAAGCUGAAGAUACUGAAAUGACAGACAUGCUUGACUCAUUCACAAUUUUUUUUCAUGCACAAAUUUUCAGCUUAAUUCAUAUGUUACAUCAUUAACACAUCCUAAUCAUUAUUAUAUUAUUUAAAUCACCCCUACCAUUAUCAUUUAAUUCUGAAGACU